Molecule: messenger RNA, 2521 nt
Organism: Danio aesculapii
Lineage: Eukaryota; Metazoa; Chordata; Actinopteri; Cypriniformes; Danionidae
Gene: tyk2
Product: tyrosine kinase 2
Biological process (GO): cytokine-mediated signaling pathway; cell differentiation; peptidyl-tyrosine phosphorylation
Cellular component (GO): cytoskeleton; cytosol
Molecular function (GO): cytokine receptor binding; non-membrane spanning protein tyrosine kinase activity
Source: RefSeq, a predicted model, not a curated record
UCACCAUGUGUUGACCAUAGAUACGUCUCUGUGUGUUGAGUUGACUCGCAGUCAGUGUUGGAGUUUGUGACUCUUCCUCUUCCGACACUUGGAGCAGAUCACGUAGCGAGAGUGAAAAUACGUAAUGUCUGUUCUGUUGUGCGCGUGUGUGGAUAUAGAUGUAAAUACCGUAAUAAGAAGACAAAUAAACACCGUGUGAGAUAAACACCGUCAUUCAUCUGCCUGGAGGUGCUGGACUCAAUGUAUGAUGUAUAGACGAGGACGUUCUAGGAGAUCAAAGAAAGCAGGGACGUCCACAGGACAGAGUGAAGGUCCUGGUGUCCAUGUGUUUCUGUUCUGGACCAAAGAUGGAGAACGAUGCCUGUCUUACAAGAAGGGUGAGGUGACUGCUGAAGAUCUCACCACUGAAGCAGCAAAGGCUGUGGGGAUCACUCCAGUCUGUCAUGCCUUGUUUGCUCUGUAUGACCCUGCAUCCUUGUGCUGGUACAGUCCAAAUCACAAAUUUAAUGCGGAGAACCAGUCGGGCCUGUUACUGCAUUUUCGAAUGAGAUUUUACUUUCAUAAGUGGCAUGGAUUAGGUGAAAAAGAACCAGAAGUGGGCCGCUAUGCAUUACGGACCUCAGCUGGGACACAGCAGGCGGCUUCUCAUUUGCUGGAGCUGAGUGCCCUGGAAUACCUGUUCGCUCAGGCGAAAUAUGAUUUUGUGAAUGACCUGACAUUGGAUGCAGUGAGCGGAGAGGAAGAGAUCGGCCGCUUUCAGAAUGAAUGUCUGGGUAUGGCUGUGCUUCACCUUUCAUACACGGCUCUGCAGACCGGCUCUUCUCUACAGGAUGUGGCCAAGCAGACCAGCUUUCUCCGCUGCAUCCCGCUGUCUUUUUCCCGACACAUUGCCAAAGAGAACAUCCUGACAAGGUUCCGGAUUCGGCGAGUGUUCGCGCACUUUGUGAACACCUUCCAGCAGCACACGGUGGGCGUGGGGAAGCUUGGAUCACAAGAGGUCAUGUACAAAUAUCUAUCCACACUGGAGCGCCUAGCACCCCAUUUCGGCAUCGAGACUUUCCCUGUUUUCCACCUGGACCUGAGAACUGAAGGAGAUGGCAGUGGCUCAUACCUCAUCACCUCCCGUACACAAAACCCACCCGAGGAGACUAUAAACGGUGAACCUACUCAUGAGAUCAGGGUGUCUGGAUCUGACGGCAUAUGGUGGAGGAAGUUUUCGACACAGCGGAGCCAGAGCAAUGACUACAUUCAUAGUAAGAACAAAGAAACAGAGGCACUUGAUGAGGAGGAGGACUGGAACAUCUUCUGUGAUUUCCCAGAAAUCUCUCUGAUUGCCAUUCAGGGCAUCAAUGUGUGCAUCAGUCGACAGGACAACAUGUCAAUGGAUGUAAGUUUGGGCUCCAGUAUUCAGGCUCGCUCUCUGGUCUCACUGCUGGAUGGAUAUUUCCGUCUUACGACCGAUGCUCAUCAUUACCUCUGUCGUGAAGUGGCUCCGCCGAGAGUGGUCCUCAGUGAGUCCAACGACCUGCACGGUCCCUUAAUGGAUGAGUUUGUGCUCCAGAAACUGAAGAGAGAAGUGGAGGAGGGUGCGUUUCUUGUGCGCUGGAGUGCUUUGGAUUACCAUCGCAUAAUUCUGGCUUCUCUAAGUCGGUCAAAGAAGGAAGGAGAAAAUCCAGUCUACAAGCAGUUCCGAAUCAGACAGAAGGGCUCCAUGUUUCAUUUGGAAGGCUGGGAUCAAGACUUCUCCAACAUAAAAGAGCUCACCAGCAGCUUAAAAACCUUCGUGCUGAAGUCUGGAGAGGACAGCUUCACUUUGAAGAAGUGCUGUCUGCCCAAACCAGGAGAGCUGUCAAACCUUCUUAUAAUAAGGAAGGGUGCCAACAGCAGCAUUAAAAGUGCUUCAGAAACCCCUGACCUGAGCAAACUGAGCUUCAAUCCAAUUAAAGACAAGGAGAUUACAAAGGAGCAGCACCUGGGACGUGGCACCAGGACUAUUUACUCCGGCUGGCUGAAAAUCCGCGGUUCACUAGAGGAUGAAGAUGAUGACAACAACAAUCACUGCAAAAACAAAGGCAUCCGAGUUGUCCUUAAAAUUCUGGAACAGAGCCAGAAGGACAAAGCGUUAGGCAUUUUCGAGACGGCUAGUUUAAUGAGUCAGGUGUCUCACUGUCAUCUGAUCUUUGUUCAUGGACUUUCAGUCAAGGGUUCUGAGAACAUCAUGGUGGAGGAGUUUGUGGAGUUCGGCCUAGAUGUGUUUCUUCACAGAGAAGCUCAUGUUUCUCCUCAGUGGAAGUUUACUGUCGCUAAACAGCUUGCCAGCGCUCUUUGCUAUCUACUGCAAGUCCAGGGAAAGAGAUUUGCCCCUGGGCAGCUCACUGGCGUCACAGACCCUGGAGGUGGAGGGCAAGGGGGCCCUAAUGAGCCCAGACCACACGCCCAGGGAGAGAGGUUUGCCUCUGGGCAGCUCACUGAGGUUAGAGACCCUGGAGGUGGAAGGCAAGGGAUCCCCAAGGUGCCCUGA